AUGAAGGUGUGCAUUGCUCUCUCGCUCGCGUUGGCCUCCGCCUCCGCCCUUCCAGCCUUCUUCUCCAACCCGUUCACACUCUCUUCUGAAACCAACAGACUCAUCAAGUUGGGCCCAGACGAAUACAGACUCGUUUCUGAAGCUGACAAAUUGAAGCUCAGAAGAUCCAAUGUCAACUUUAUCGAUGUGACUCGUCAUGUUCCUGUUGAAAAAGUCGUUCAGGACGGAGUUAUCGGGGCCCCUGAGCAAUCCUUCUUUACUACUCUCAAGACCUUAGGCUCCAAGCAGCUCCACCAUUUGGCAAAAGAGCCACCGGUGUACAAUUACCCAAAGAAAGCCCACUAUAAAGAUGAAGUCAACCGUUUGAUUGCUGCCAUUGACGUCGACUCUAUUACUGCAAACUUGAACAAGUUCACCUCCUUCUACACAAGAUACUAUAAGUCCGAGUCGGGUUUUGAAAGUGCCAACUGGCUCUACGACUACAUUUCUUCGCUUGUAGCUCCAGUGAAGGAAAAGGUUUCUGUGACCAAGUUCCACCACGAUGGCUGGGACCAGUUCUCAAUCAUUGUUUCGAUUCCUGGUGAAGUAGCUGACAAAGUGGUCGUUGGUGCCCAUCAGGAUUCCAUCAACUUGUUGUUUCCCAACUUGUUGAAGGCUCCUGGAGCCGACGAUGACGGUUCAGGUACAGUAACUAUCUUGGAAGUGUUGAGACUUCUUCUUGGCGAGUACGAAGCAAAGACUUUCAAACCAUAUAACACCUUAGAAUUCCACUUCUUUUCGGCCGAAGAAGGUGGAUUGCUCGGCUCUAUUGAUGUUUUCAGUAAUUACUCUAGCUAUGACGAAGUGGUCGUAGGUAUGUUGCAACAGGAUAUGACUGGAUAUUCUGCAGGCAGCGUAGAUGCUGGUGUCGAGCCACACAUUGGUUUGAUAACAGACUACACCAGUGUAGCCUUGAACGACUUCUUGAAGGUUCUUGUGGAUACUUACAAUGAUAUUCCUUACCACGAAUCGUCCUGUGGUUACGCUUGUUCCGACCACGCUUCAGCUAUUGAAAAUGGGUACCCAGCUUCGUUCUUGAUCGAAUCGGAAAUGAAAUACACUAGCAAAUAUAUCCAUUCUGUGCUAGACACUGUGGACAGAAUCGACUGGGACCAUGUCACGGAACACGUCAAGUUGACCAUUGCCUACGCCUACGAGUUGUCGUUGGCCAAAAAGUUACAUUGA
Messenger RNA from Scheffersomyces stipitis CBS 6054, 1224 nucleotides. It is a transcript of the gene APE3.2, whose product is annotated as putative aminopeptidase. The coding region runs from base 1 to 1224 and encodes 407 amino acids. The transcript has a single exon. NCBI's taxonomy places the organism in Eukaryota, Fungi, Ascomycota, Pichiomycetes, Serinales, Debaryomycetaceae. Gene Ontology annotation, molecular function: metalloexopeptidase activity. The record is from RefSeq and is a predicted model, not a curated record. Gene Ontology annotation, biological process: proteolysis.